GGCUGUUAGCUAACAGUGGAGACCGUUUUCCGUUUCCGUUGACGCCCGGUACUAUUUUGUGUGCUUUACAGUGAAAUAUGGUACUGGCACCGAAUGAUGGCGGUAGGAUGUAUCUUGGUCGGGUAAUAAGACGUCAAGAAGCCGCGCGAAAGCUUAGUAGCGACGUUAAUAAUCUAAAAAUGAACGGCCGUCAUGAUUAAAUGUCUGCCUGAGGAUGUUCGAGUGAAACUUCGCUCCGGUGUCGCCAUCCCUUCUCUCCAACAAUGCGUCGAGGAGCUCGCCCUCAACAGUAUCGACGCCGGGGCGACGUGUGUCGGCGUCCGGAUGGACCUGGAAGCCUUCAAAGUCCAGGUGAUCGACAACGGCGCAGGGAUGAACGUCGAGGACAUGGCCUGUGUUGGGAACAGAUACUACACAAGUAAAUGUAACUCACUGGGGGACCUCGACAACCUCCGCUUUUAUGGCUUCAGAGGUGAGGCCAUUGCCAGUAUCGUUUCUUUAGCCACUCUUGUUGAAAUCUCAUCAAGAGCUAAAGACACAGGCAGGACCCUCGUAAGGAUAUUUAAGGAUGGCAAGGGGAUGGAUGUUUUUGAAAAAGACACAUGUCGACCCGCUGCUGGUACCACUGUUGUCAUUUGCAACUUCUUUCACAACAUGCCAGUACGCAAGAAAAGGAUGGACCAUGUACUGGAGGGUGAGAGGAUCAGACGCAGGGUGGAGGCCAUCUCUCUAAUGCACCCCUCCGUGUCCUUCACCUUGAAGAAUGACUGCACAGGAGCCAUGUUGGUGCAGCUUCCUAAAGCAAGAGAUACAUACCACAGGUUUGUCCAAAUACACACGAUCGCCCGAGCUCAGAAGCUGGGAGAAAUCCAGUACACCCGUGCUCAGUUUGAGGUGAUCGGUUACCUCGGCAGGGAGGGCCAUUACAACAACAGCUUGCAGUUUUUGUACAUAAACGACAGGCUGCUUUUAAUGACACGUAUACACAAGUUGCUAAACUCCCUCCUGCGUGGAAUUAGCAGUCCUAAUCAGAGGAAUGACAUCCAGGACAAACUGUCAGCCACCAGGAGCCCAAAGCAAAAACGCAGUCAAGAGCUUCAUGGGAUUUACAUCAUUAAUAUUAAAUGUUCUUAUGCGGAGUAUGAUAUUUGUCUUGAGCCUGCCAAAACCCUAAUAGAAUUCAAAGACUGGGAUGGUGUUUUGCUGUCCGUAGAGGAGGCCGUAAAAGCGUUCCUGCACAGGGAGAACUUGGUGCUCUCCCAAGAUGACUUGCAGGAGGCAUCACCGAGAUUGUAUAAAGCUGACGGUACCGAGCGAGAAAACAACAGAGAUGACGGGUGCGUCCAUGCGGCACCUAUACCGACACUGGCGUCGUCGUCUGUUCAUCGUAAACAGAAGGGCCACAUUGCCUCUGAUUUGGGUGUUUGUCAAAAGUCAUCUCAAAAGGAGAUAAGUGGACAGAAAGGAUGCUUUGAUUAUCAGUCUAAACUGGACGCUGAUUACACGACAGGGGACAGCAUCAAGAAAUACAUUAAAUUGUACAAGGGAAAUGUUAAUUCAUACGCCAGCCUCAAUCAAACAAGUGAUUCUGACGUUACAAACCAAGUUGACUGCCAGGUUGCUGCAGUAAGAGAAAGGACGCUGACCGCUAACAAAAAGAUACGUCUGUCUUGUCCAUUCAUUCACAAAUGUCUGCAGGAGCCCUCUUUGAACACUAGGACAGAUUUUGUCCAGCUGCAUUUAAAACACAAGAUCUCACUGGGCGCAGACAAAAAUGGAUCCUUAAAAGGAACUCAUACAAUUGAUCCUCCUGCUGUCUGCUUGGAGAUCCCUAAAGUGGUAUCUAAAGAGUUGGGAUCACUUGACAAGUUCAGAAGAAUUCAUGGAAAACCCGCUGAACCGAAAGUCCCCUCAUUGGACAGUCAAACCCACGCUAUACUGCUUCAGACAAACUUUGUAGCGGAUCACUGCACGGAGCGGCUGCAGACUGACUUCAAAGACACGCAUGAAGAAGAGGAUGGAUCUCAAAGCACAACAACGCACUCCGAAUACACCAAGCUAAAAAACGCCUCUGGUCAAACUGAAGCCAAGCAGUCUCUAGCAGGGAAACUCAACCAUCUGAAACAACGCAGGAAAGAAGAUGCAGAAGUAGAAUCCUGUUCAGUUUCUCAGGAGGAUUCCAGUCUAAUUAGUAACAAAGGCUUACAAGACGGCAAUAACAAUGCCUGUGAGAUGGCGCCUGAGGAAGGGCCAUGUAUGGAUUGGAUCCAUCACUAUGAUGCGAGCAUGGGAAAAACUGUUUACAUCAACAAAGUGACGGGUAUCAGCAGAUAUGAGGAACCAUCAACAGAGGAAACGCGGGCCCGCUGCACAUCUGAUGUCACCAACAUGGCCGUCAGUGUUGUCUCUAAAACAGGGAUAGAGUACAGGUGUUACCCCUUUCAGGCAGAGCUAGUGCUGCCCUUCCUGCCUAAAACCAGAAGUGAAAGAGUGCUUAGUUCAGCGGCAGAUGACGCAGCUGACAAGGUCAAUGCCUGUGACUCACUCUCUUCUAUGUACUCAAAAUGGAACAACCCAGUGUUUGUGUGUCCUCCCGAGGUGGGCGUGGACAUCUCAAGUGGGCAAGUUGGCGGGCUGGCUGUUAAGGUCCACAAUAUCCUCUUUCCUUACCGCUUCUCUAAGGCUAUGAUACACUCAAUGAAGGUGAUAAACCAAGUUGAUAACAAAUUCCUUGCGUGUCUUAUCAACACAACAGAUGACAUUGAUGGUGAAGGAAAUCUUCUGGUGAUGUUAGACCAACAUGCUGCACACGAGAGAGUGCGUCUUGAAAACCUGAUAGCAGAUUCCUUUGAAGAUAAUCCAAACGCACCUGGGGAGAGACGGCUUUGUUCAUCCACCAUUUUACCACCUAUUCACGUCUGUGUGACAGAAGAGGAACGAAGGCUCCUGAGGUCUUGUCAGGCUCAUUUGUGGAACUUGGGCCUGGAAGUGACUUUCUCACAGUCGGAGGAUGGCCACGUGCUUGUGGGCAAAGUCCCCGUGUGUUUCGUGGAAAAAGAAAAUAACGAGCUACGGCGGAAGAGGCCAUCUGUUAUCAAACGUGUCGUCGAGGAUUACCUUCAAGAGCAGAUGGAGUUACUACGCUCCACUGGCAGAGUGAGAGGAACUUUACCUCUCACGGUGCUGAAAGUGCUCGCCUCUCUAGCAUGUCACGGCGCAAUUAAAUUCAACGACCGUCUGAACCGAGAUGAGUGCCACAGCUUGGUAGCGUCCUUGUCUUCUUGCCAGCUGCCCUUUCAGUGCGCACAUGGUCGUCCAUCCAUUGCUCCCCUUGUUGACGUCGUCCAUUUGGACCCGAACCAGAAGGAACUUCAGAAACCCAACCUGAGAAAGUUAAGACGGAUGUACAAAGCAUGGGAACUCUACGGGAAUAAAUAACUUAAAAGACUAAUGAAAUAUACAUGUAUUUUUAAUAAAAUAUAUUUAUUAUAUUGAU
Messenger RNA from Nerophis lumbriciformis (worm pipefish), 3496 nucleotides. It is a transcript of the gene mlh3, whose product is annotated as mutL homolog 3 (E. coli). Gene Ontology annotation, molecular function: mismatched DNA binding; ATP binding; ATP-dependent DNA damage sensor activity. Gene Ontology annotation, cellular component: mismatch repair complex. The record is from RefSeq and is a predicted model, not a curated record. NCBI's taxonomy places the organism in Eukaryota, Metazoa, Chordata, Actinopteri, Syngnathiformes, Syngnathidae. Gene Ontology annotation, biological process: mismatch repair.